AUGGCCCUGCUCCACUACACUUUCGACCAACUCGAGCGGUACCUGGAAUGGGCCUUGGCCGAGCACGGCGAGGUCACCCCGACUUCGACUGCCCUGUUCCCCAAGUAUCCACCGUAUCCGGGCGUCUUUGUCGAGGAUCUCAGCCAGCUGAACCGCUUCAAGCGGAACUCUUUUACGGCGGUGGUGGGAACCCUAUUCCUACUGGCCUUCACUGGGAAUCUGUGCGCCCUGGUCGUGAACUCCCGCCGGAAACUGAGACCCUUCUUCAGAGCCUGCCUCAUAUCGCUGGCCUGCAGUGACCUCGCCUCCACUGUCUUUUGCACCGUGUCCUACAUGGCACAGUUCCACGGGAAAUACCUUCAGCUUUGGACCAUUGGUGGCUUUAUGUGCAAGUUUGUGCCUUUUAUAACCACCACAUCGGUGUUGUCCGGCAGUCUGACCCUGGUGGCCAUUGCCCUGGAUCGCUACUUGGCCGUGAUGCGACCCGUGCUGGGUUUUUGGAACCCAGACAUCCGCUUCAGCUGCAUGAGCAUGCUGCUCAUCUGGGCCUGUUCGAUUGGAUCCUCUGGACCGCUGUUGGGGAUCUACGAGUACAAGGAGAUCUUUCUCCUGGAAGAGAGUGACACUUCUGAGAACAGUGAGGAAAUCACGGCCGCAGUGCCGGAGGAACUGGUGGUCACCGAAUUGGAAAUGGCACAUAUGUGCGUAGCCGGAGACCACGAUGUUGGACUCUACUACGUCAUACUGUUCACCCUGAUUUUUCUGCCCUGCAUAGUGUCCUUCCUCUGGCUGAAUGCCACGAUUGCCAGGCAGCUGUGGCUGCGGAGGCACUUCCACCAGGAGCAGCAGGUGCAGCAGCAGGAGCCCAAGGAGGGUCAGUUCAAGUCGAUGGGCAAUGGCGGGGACCUGCUGAUGCCCUCCACCUUGGUCAGUGCCAUGGGUGUGGCCCUGCCUUUUGCGCUGGAGAAGACUUCGCUGCCACCAAAGAAUCCGGUCAAGGAUCCUGGCAAGAAAACCACAGCUGUUGCCCUGGCCAGGGAGGCUAGACACCGCAAGAUGGUGGUGGUGGUGAUCCUGAUGAUGGCUGUCUUCAUCUGCCUUCGAUUGCCUGCCUGGGUUUUCCUGAUCAUGCGACUUUUUGGUUCCUAUUCAGAGCCCAUCGACUGGCUGCUGUACUUCAGUUUCGGCAUACUAAACCUGUUCAGCUGUGCCUUGAAUCCGAUUUUCUAUACCUUCCUAACUCAAACCAUUCGCACAGUGUCGCUGGUGAAGCAGAAAGUACGGGGAUUCUUUGGCUGUGCAUCUGGCGAAGUGCAGGAGUCCAUGCCCACGGAUCAUGUGGAUAAGAGCAGGUGCUGCUGUGGACUGCGUCCGCCCACUUUCAAAUGGAUCUGUCAUCCGGCGCGGAAUAUGGCAGCACCCACUGGAAUCCGGGAUGCAGAGCAGCCAGAUCCACACUCCGACCAGGUGCAACCGGAUCCGAGUAGCCUGCGGCGAUUCCUCAGCUUCAACCGGGAGGUGUUCACCAUUUACAAGCAGUGCGAUGACUCGUCGAGUGCGUCAAUCGAGUCCUCCGCCUGA
This is a messenger RNA of Drosophila rhopaloa, 1581 nucleotides long. RefSeq names its product gastrin/cholecystokinin type B receptor. The transcript is spliced from 3 exons. NCBI's taxonomy places the organism in Eukaryota, Metazoa, Arthropoda, Insecta, Diptera, Drosophilidae. Gene Ontology annotation, biological process: neuropeptide signaling pathway. The coding region runs from base 1 to 1581 and encodes 526 amino acids. The record is from RefSeq and is a predicted model, not a curated record. Gene Ontology annotation, molecular function: neuropeptide receptor activity. Gene Ontology annotation, cellular component: membrane.